GCACAAAACUCGUUCGUGGCCACCUUGAUCAUCUCUCUCUCUCUCUCCUCCCGUCCAUGUCGAAACCAUCUCCUCCGAAGUCCAAACCCAAGCACAACCAAAAGCCCAGACCAAAUUCCGGAUUCGAAGCUCAAACCCACACGAAUCCAAACUAUAAAAUCCGGGCAAAGAAAAUGCCCGUACCACGACGCCAAAACGCCAAGCCCAAGCUCCUCGUAACGCCCACCGGCCUCCUCCGUCUCCAACUUUCCAUGGACGCGCACCGUCACCACCACCACCAAAAUCCAACGGCGAGUCGGGACGGCAACUCCACCUGCACCCACGACGAAGACGACGACGACGACGACUUCCAUCCAUGUAACCACCAUCCCAUCCAUCCAUCCAUCCUUCCUUCCGCACGAAACUAACCCGAUCCCACGAGAGAGAAAAAUCAGGGCCAGGAUCGUUUUUACAACCGGGUCGCGCCCCGCUCCUCGUUUCUCGUAGGACUUCUUCUUCCCGAGCCCUCCCAUUAGAACACACAAAGAACAGGCACCAAAAAGAAAAAAAAAUCCCCCAAUCCCGAUUUCUCCUUCUCUCCGUGUGCAUCUCCGUCAAAGAUUUCUUCUUUGCUCCCCUUCCUCCUCCCGCCGUCUCCGCGACGGCUCGUGGGGAGAGGCGGGGGACGAAUUCCCCUCCUCUCCAAUUCGCCGCGGCGAGGGCAGGGCUAGGGUUUGCGGGGGAGCCCUCGCCGAAUUCGCCGUGAUCUCGCCGCCGGGCCGGUGAAUUCGGGCGGGGGGCAAAGGGUUCGCGUGUGAUGAUCUUCAAGCGGACCCAGCGCUCGGAGAUCCUCAGCCUCAAGCGCUGCAAUGCCGAGGGCGAGGGCGGCGCCGGCGAGCGCCGUCCAAAGAGGCAGAGGGGUGACGACUUCUUCCCCGUCGAGCUGCUCGGCCACGUGCCGGCCUCCGGUAUCCCGUAUGCCGCCGCCGGGUUCCGCUGGUGCGAGGAGCCCGAGGUUGCAUCACCCGCCGGCGCUGCGCCGGCGCCCGCCGCUGCCGCCGCCACGCGCCCGCCUGUCGUCCGGACGUCGCGCGGGCGUGCCCAGGUGCUGCCCUCGCGGUUCAAUGACUCGGUGCUCAUCGACCCCUGGAAGAAGGAGAAGCCGGCCAAGCCGCCUGCACCGCCCAAGGUCGAGCAGCUCGUUCCCAAAAGCAAGCCGCUCUGCCGUAAAGGUGCAAUCCUGGAUAGGACUUCCGCAUUGUCAGAGGUGGAUGAGGAUGAGGAGGCACAGCGUUACCGAGUGUGCCAGAAUUUUGUUGCCUCCAGGAAGUACUCCAUGUCUCUGAGCGCGCUCACCUCCUUGCACAAUGAACCGUACAGCGGUUACCAUAGAAACGAGUCGAUGGAAGACGAAGAGGAAGAGGCAGAAGAGGACCUGCAGGCGCAGAAGGAGGACCUUCAUUGGAGCACAGAGUUUUUGUAUGGCGACAUUGUGUGGGCACGGCUGGGUAAGCGGCAACCAGCGUGGCCAGGAGUUGUGGUCGACCCAGCUCGGCAGGCAGCUGCCGAUGCAAUGCCGCCCCAGCCGCGUGGAGGUGCUGUGCUUUGUGUGAUGCUGUUUGGCUGGCGUGCAGAGUUCAGUGACGAGAAGAAGUAUGUCUGGGUGAGGCAAGGAGGGAUUUUUCCUUUUGUGGACUACAUUGACCAAUUUCAAGGGCAAACAGAUUUGAGCAGUCUCAAACCUGGUGACUUCCAGAGGGCACUAGAAGAGGCCUUUUUGGCCGACCAGGGGUUCUCUGAAGUGCCAAUGGAUGACAGCACAGCAGGGCAGCCUGUUGUCUGUCAAUCUUGUCCAGACGAAUUAGAAGAAGUGACUGGUUCAAACGAGCUGGAGUGCCAGGCACAGAUUAAGCAUUAUACAAGUGAAUUGCAGUGUGAAAGUUGUGGAAAUUGCUUUCCAAACAAAGAGUCAAACAAGUUGGUUUAUGUGAUGGAGCAACUUGCUUGCAAACACUGUGCUAGGAUCUUGAGAUCAAAAGAGUACUGUGGGAUAUGCUUGAAAAGUUGGCAACAUAAAUGUGACCGAAGAUGGGUUUGCUGUCAUGGUUGUGAAAGUUGGAUUCAUGCAGAAUGUGACAAAAAGUGCAGCAACCUAAAGGAUCUACGAGACAAAAGUUACUUCUGCCUUUACUGUAGGGUUAAACGUAACUCAAAUCUGUCCAGCAAGAAGACAAACUCUCCUGAUGAUAGUAAAGAUAAUUCUGCACAGAAAGGAAGGAAGCCUGACAGAGUAGGGGUCAUCUGUUUUGACAUGGAAGGAACUUACCUACCAAAUCUCGAACUGAUUUCUUGCCAUUGUGCCCCUUGUAAGGGACAAAAGUUUCUGUUCAAUGAAUGGGAAAGGCACGCUGGCUGCAGAAGUAAAAAUUGGAAAUCUAGUAUUAAAAUGAAGGGAACACUUAUGCCAUUUGGAAAAUGGAUAGAUCAACAUCAACCAAGCGUGUGUUCCACAUAUCCUUCAAAGCGCUCCUCUCAGAAACUGAAAAAACAGCAGUUACUUGAUUUGUUAAAUGAACCUUAUGAUCAUGUACAAGUGAAAUGGACAACCGAAAGGUGUGCAGUCUGUAGAUGGGUUGAAGAUUGGGAUUACAAUAAGAUUGUGAUUUGUAACAGAUGCCAGAUAGCUGUUCAUCAGGAAUGCUAUGGUGUGAGCGGUAAGCAAGAUUUCACCUCGUGGAUUUGUAGGGCUUGUGAAACGCCUGAACAAAAGAGGGAUUGCUGCCUUUGCCCUGUGAAAGGUGGAGCGCUGAAGCCAACAAAUGUUGAUAACUUGUGGGUACAUGUCGCAUGUGCAUGGUUUCAGCCACAGGUGGCUUUUGCUAGUGAUGAGCUCAUGGAACCUGCUAUUGGGAUAUUGAGCAUGGCACCUCUGCUAUUUAUGAAGAUGUGCGUCAUAUGUAGGCAAAUACAUGGUGCUUGCACACAAUGCUACAGGUGCUCGACUUAUUACCAUGCCACCUGUGCAUCAAGGGCAGGCUAUCGAAUGGAGCUGCACUGCUUGGAAAAAAACGGCAAACAGACAACAAAGAUGAUUUCAUAUUGUGCUCAUCAUCGGAGACCUAAUCCUGAUAAUGUUUUGAUAAUUCAAACUCCUGCUGGAACUUUCUCUUCAAAAAGGCUUGUUCAGAGUAGUGGCACCAUAGCUGCUUCAAGACUGAUUAGGAAAGAUCUUCCCAAGGAUUCAGCAUCAGAAGUUGAAACUAUAGAGAAUUUAUGUUCUGCAAGAUGUCGAGUUUAUGUUAGGAAAGAACUGAAGAGAUCCCGGGAGGCAGCAAUGGCACACCGAGUAAGAGGAUAUUGUCAACACCGCUGGGAUGAAAUUGACAGUCUGAAUCCACGAAGGGAAGAGAGGGAUCCGGAAUCCUUUUCUACUUUUAAGGAGCGUCUACAUUAUCUUCAGAAAACGGAACAUAGCAGAGUAUGCUUUGGUAGGUCAGGAAUUCAUAGGUGGGGACUUUUUGCUCGUAGGGACAUUCAAGAAGGAGAAAUGGUUCUAGAGUACCGCGGUGAACAGGUCAGACGAAGUGUUGCGGACUUACGGGAAGCACAGUAUCGUGUACAGGGAAAAGAUUGUUAUCUUUUCAAAAUCAGCGAGGAAGUGGUUGUUGAUGCCACAGACAAAGGAAACGUGGCACGCCUGAUUAAUCAUUCUUGCACGCCAAACUUUUAUGCGAGGAUUAUGAGCGUGGGGCAUGAUCAGAGCCGCAUUGUUCUAAUUGCCAAGAGAAAUGUUUGUGCCGGUGAAGAGCUAACGUAUGAUUACCUGUUUGACCCUGAUGAGGCUGAUGAUUGCAAAGUUCCUUGCCUGUGCCAGACUGCUGACUGUCGGAAAUUCAUGAAUUAGGUUAGAGUAGAUGUCAAUGGGCAUUGUCAUAGUUUUUUUUUUUGCUUUAGCAUUUUCUUGGUUCAUUGGUGAUAAGUGGUAUAUAUUACCUUGUUCCCUCCUACGCCCCAAUUUUUUUCACUCUAGUCUCUAGGAAUAAGUUUAGUCAGCUCGAAAGCAUGAGCUUCUAUUCCUGUAAAUGCUUCUAGUGUAUCCACUAUAAUCAAUUUUCUCUAGUGCCAAUUUUGAUUAUAUUUUCAUUCAGAUA
Molecule: messenger RNA, 4130 nt
Organism: Triticum dicoccoides
Lineage: Eukaryota; Viridiplantae; Streptophyta; Magnoliopsida; Poales; Poaceae
Product: histone-lysine N-methyltransferase ATX4-like
Exons: 23
Coding region: 797-3883 (1028 amino acids)
Biological process (GO): regulation of transcription by RNA polymerase II
Molecular function (GO): protein binding
Source: RefSeq, a predicted model, not a curated record